This is a messenger RNA of Colletotrichum spaethianum, 1503 nucleotides long. Its product is annotated as zinc-regulated transporter 2. Lineage: Eukaryota; Fungi; Ascomycota; Sordariomycetes; Glomerellales; Glomerellaceae. Gene Ontology annotation, molecular function: zinc ion transmembrane transporter activity. The coding region runs from base 1 to 1503 and encodes 500 amino acids. Gene Ontology annotation, biological process: zinc ion transmembrane transport. The transcript is spliced from 2 exons. Gene Ontology annotation, cellular component: plasma membrane. The record is from RefSeq and is a predicted model, not a curated record.
AUGGCUGCACCAACGGAAUGGGAAAACAGGUGGCCAGCUGCUGUUGAGCACCUCACCGCCCUCGGUAUUCAUGUGCAAGCGCCAACACCGACGACGUCUAAACACCACCUCACAACACGAAAUGCACAUGGGACGCUGACCAACAUCAUCUUAGGUUUCCACCCCCGAAACAAAAAGGUGCAUGGUGGUGACGACCAUACACCUCCCCUCUGGGCCUCCGCGCCCACCCGCUCCGCCCUCUGGGGCUGGGUGAGUUGGAUCAUGUCCGUCCUUGGCUGUUCGGCCAUCAUCUCUGCUCUCAAGAGCCCCGAGGCUGUUGCUUCGUUCCUCGUUGCAUCCAAGCAAACCGCCCAAUCCAUCGCCAAACACUCCGCCCGCUCCGUCCGCCGCUCGACCUGCCCGACUGGCGGCCUCGGCAACGAGGACGCCUACAACACGCCCUUCCACGUCGGCGCCCUCUUCAUCAUCCUCGGCGUCUCCUUCCUCGCCUGCGCCUUCCCCCUCAUCGCCUCCGUCACCCCAGGCGUCCGCAUCCCUCGCCCCUUUUUCUUCGCCGUACGCCACUUCGGCACCGGCGUCCUUCUCGCUACGGCCUUUGUCCACCUCCUCCCCACGGCCUUCACCCUCCUCGGCAACCCGUGCCUCAGCUCCUUCUGGGUCGAGGACUACCCCGCCAUGCCGGGCGCCAUCGCCCUGGCCGGAAUCUUCCUGGUCACCAUCAUCGAAAUGGUCUUCCAACCCGCCCGCCACAUGUCCCACGCCCCCGACGACUCCGUCCUCUCGCCGCAGCGUUCGGGAUCCGUCGACAACGACGACAACCGUGAUCCCGGGCCCUACCCUCUCGAGAUGGCCCCGAGCCGCGGCGCCGCCGGCAGCAUGGGCCGCACCCUCUCCCGCAUCGGACGGGACGAGCAGCAGGCCGGUGACAGGCUUGCCAAGCGCGUUGACGAGGAGAGCCGCGCCGUGCAGCUCCACGCCAACGGCGUCGUGACCCUCUCCCCCGCGCAGCAACACCAAAAGGACAUUCUGCAGUGCAUGAUGCUCGAGGUCGGAAUCCUGUUCCACUCCGUCUUCAUCGGCAUGACGCUCAGCGUCUCCGUCGGCCACGAGUUCGUCAUCCUCCUCAUCGCCAUCGCCUUCCACCAGACCUUUGAGGGGCUCGCCCUCGGCUCCCGCAUCGCCUCCAUCGACUGGCCCAAGGGUAGCCUGCAGCCGUGGAUGAUGGCCCUCGCGUACGGGUGCACCACGCCCAUCGGCCAGGCCAUCGGGCUCGCGACCCAUAGGCUGUACAGCCCGAACUCGGAGUUCGGCCUGAUCCUGGUCGGCACGAUGAACGCCCUUUCGUCCGGCCUGCUUGUCUUUGCCGCGCUGAUUGAGCUGCUCGCCGAGGACUUCCUGUCCGACGAGAGCUGGCGCAUCCUUCGGGGCUCCAAGCGCGUCUGGGCCUGCCUGCUCGUCUUCUUUGGCGCGUUCGGCAUGAGUCUCGUCGGUGCAUGGGCUUAA